AUGCAGCCUUUCCACUUCGAUUACUGGAUGAUUUCAUUGGUGCGCUGGCAGCCAAAGAAGACUAAUAACUAUCCUUCGGAGAUCACUUUCUGGAUCAAGGUUUUGGGAGUUCCGUUGGAGUUUUGGGAAGCACCUACUUUCCGCAGCAUUGGUGGUGCAUUGGGGGAAACAAAAGAUGUUGAUCUGGAUUACGGCCGGGUUCAAGUGGUGGUAGAUGGAUUCAAGGCUCUGACGUUCGCGACGACAGUUGAUUUCACGGGAGGUGAAUAUUAUGAAGGAGAAGAGGCUCCUGUUUCUCUGCGGUAUGAAAAAUUGUUUGGUUAUUGUGAGACGUGUCUCAGCCUCUGCCAAAAUGAAGAGAACUGCCCACUGAAAAAAUCCUGA
Brassica napus (rape) is the source of this 384-nucleotide messenger RNA. RefSeq lists its product as uncharacterized. The record is from RefSeq and is a predicted model, not a curated record. The transcript has a single exon. Lineage: Eukaryota; Viridiplantae; Streptophyta; Magnoliopsida; Brassicales; Brassicaceae. Bases 1 to 384 code for a protein of 127 amino acids.